This is a messenger RNA of Tetrapisispora phaffii CBS 4417, 996 nucleotides long. RefSeq names its product protein transporter YIF1 (gene YIF1). The transcript has a single exon. The coding region runs from base 1 to 996 and encodes 331 amino acids. The record is from RefSeq and is a predicted model, not a curated record. Gene Ontology annotation, biological process: endoplasmic reticulum to Golgi vesicle-mediated transport. Lineage: Eukaryota; Fungi; Ascomycota; Saccharomycetes; Saccharomycetales; Saccharomycetaceae. Gene Ontology annotation, cellular component: COPII-coated ER to Golgi transport vesicle; endoplasmic reticulum membrane; Golgi membrane.
AUGUCAUACAAUCCGUACCAAUUCAGUGACCAAGGUCGACAAAACAUACAUCCAACUGCGUUCAGUCAGCAACAGCAGCAACCACAUCAUCAAGCACAACAGCAAGGCAGCAAUCAAAUGGGUUAUAAUCAGUGGGGGAACCAAAGCUACCAACAAGUGCCUCAGAAUCCACAAGGAUACCAAAAUCAAAAAGUUUUUGACGAUCCUCGUCAAACGAUGGCUUUCCAAUUAGGCCAAACGGCGUUUUCAAAUUUGUUAGGUCAGCAAAAUUUCACUCAAUUUCAAGAUACAGUUAACAAGGCAACUUCAGUUACAUCGAAUUCAAUUUCUCAUUACUUUCAAGUAAGCACAUCGUACGUUCUGUUAAAGAUAAAGCUCAUUAUAUUUCCAUUUUUCAACAACAACAAUUGGCAAAGAAUUCCAGAACCAAACAAUGCUAACACUGGUAAUAGCGAUUUAGGUGGUGUAAUUAAAUUUAUGACACCAAUGAAUGACGUGAACUCCCCAGACAUGUAUAUUCCGAUAAUGGGUCUAGUGACAUAUAUUUUGAUAUGGAACGUUCAACAAGGUUUCAAUGGCGAUUUCAACCCAGAAAACUUGUAUUAUAAAUUAUCGUCUACGCUAGCGUUUGUAGGUUUGGAUUUAGUCAUAUUGAAAUUAGGCUUGUACUUAUUAGUGACAACCGACGUCACUAACAUUCAAUCCGUGACAAGUAUAACAGAAUUAUUAUGUUAUGUUGGUUAUAAAUUUGUUCCGUUAACCACUAUUCUAUUAUUACCAAAUCUAUACAUACCAUUAUGGGCAACAUUGAUCUUCAAAAUAUACCUCUUCAUUGCAUUGGGAGUAUUUUUACUAAGAUCAAUCAAGUUCAAUUUAUUUAACAAUCCAAAUGAAGAAUUUAUGAACAUUAAAAAGACAACUGUUAGGAAAUGUAACUAUUUCUUAUUCUUCUAUGGAUUCGUCUGGCAAUCAAUAUUGAUGUGGUUGAUUGGUUAA